AUGCCGCCGAAGAUCGACCCCAAUGAGAUCAAGGUCAUCCACCUGAGAGCGACGGGCGGUGAAGUCGGUGCUUCGUCGGCUCUGGCUCCCAAGAUCGGUCCCCUUGGUCUGUCGCCUAAGAAGGUCGGCGAAGACAUCGCCAAGGCGACAGGUGACUGGAAAGGUCUCCGCGUGACGGUCAAGCUCACGAUCCAGAACCGGCAAGCCCAGGUUUCCGUUGUGCCGUCGGCAUCAUCGCUCGUCAUCCGGGCGCUGAAGGAGCCCCCCCGGGACCGGAAAAAGGAGAAGAACAUCAAGCACAACAAAUCGAUUCCGUUCGACGAGAUUGUCGAGAUUGCACGGACAAUGCGGUUUAAGUCGUUCGCCAAGGAGCUUGAGGGUACCGUCAAGGAGAUCCUGGGAACUGCCAACAGCGUGGGCUGCCAGGUCGACGGCAAGUCGCCGCAGGAAAUUAUUGAGGCUAUUGAGGCUGGCGAGCUCGAUGUUCCGAAGGAGUAA
Grosmannia clavigera kw1407 is the source of this 498-nucleotide messenger RNA. Its product is annotated as 60S ribosomal protein l12. The record is from RefSeq and is a predicted model, not a curated record. Gene Ontology annotation, biological process: translation. Gene Ontology annotation, cellular component: ribosome; cytosolic large ribosomal subunit. Gene Ontology annotation, molecular function: large ribosomal subunit rRNA binding; structural constituent of ribosome. Lineage: Eukaryota; Fungi; Ascomycota; Sordariomycetes; Ophiostomatales; Ophiostomataceae. The coding region runs from base 1 to 498 and encodes 165 amino acids. The transcript has 5 exons.